Schistocerca piceifrons (Central American locust) is the source of this 2353-nucleotide messenger RNA. Its product is annotated as peroxidase-like. Gene Ontology annotation, molecular function: heme binding; peroxidase activity. NCBI's taxonomy places the organism in Eukaryota, Metazoa, Arthropoda, Insecta, Orthoptera, Acrididae. Gene Ontology annotation, biological process: response to oxidative stress. The coding region runs from base 23 to 2209 and encodes 728 amino acids. The transcript is spliced from 14 exons. The record is from RefSeq and is a predicted model, not a curated record.
UCGUCAGCGGAACGUUGCAGCGAUGCUGACGCUGUGGGUGAUCCUCUCUGCCGCCAUACUGCUGACCUGCCAGGCUCAGCACGAAUGCGGGCCCAACGUGGUGCCGCUGUCGACAGUUCCCGGGAAACCCUGCAGACUCCGCGUCACCAGGGAUGACGUGGCCGCAAGUGACUCUGAGCUGGCAGAGGCGGUUCGUCAGGGUCUGGAGAGGGGCGGCCAGCUGGCGGCGAGGCUGAGGGAGCGGGAGGCGGCGGCGGCGCAGAGGCAGCGAGUGGCGCGGGGCUCCCCCGAGUACCACCACUACCUCACCAAUGUCGCCAGCGACGUGCAGAGAGCGCGCAUGGCCGACACCCUGCAGGACCUGGCCAAUGCCAGCGCGCUCUCCAGACAGCUCUCCCGCCAAUUUAACAUACAUCCAGAUUCCAUGGGAGACUUGCUGACUUCUAUAAAAGUUCCUGCAGACCCAUCACAUGUUCUACAAACACCAAGGUGCAAUGCUUCCAGUAUCUACAGAACACAUAAUGGAUCAUGUAACAAUCUGGAACAUUCAAUGUGGGGAAUGCUGGACACUGCAUACUCACGUCUCAUGCAACCAGUGUUCCACGAUGGUAUCAAUGAACCUAGGAAAUCUGUCACAGGCAAAGAGCUACCAAAUGCCAGAUCUCUGAGUCAGCACUUACUGCCAGUUGGUGACUUUGAUGAUGAGACUAAUACGAUGAUGGUGAUGGCGUUUGGUGGUUUAAUAACCCAUGAUGGAGCUCUCAGUGGAGACUGGCUUGGAGAGAAUGGACAGUACAUAAUGUGCUGCUCACAUAAUGCCACUCCCCUCCCAUGUAAAGACAUCAGUGUUGGCUGCUACCCAGUUAAAAUACCAGAGGAUGAUGAGUUUUACACAGAAAAAGGAGUCAAGUGUAUGAGUGUCGUGAGGACAAUGAAGACCUACACAAUGGGAGGAUACUUGGGCCCUGCACAAUCAGUUAGCUCUGCAAGCCACUAUCUAGAUGCUUCUUUCAUGUACGGAUCUGAUGAGAGGCAUGCAUCUAGAAUAAGGGAGUUCAGCGGAGGGCGACUUACGACACGGGUCCUUGCUGAUGGCAGAAAAGUGUUGCCCCAGGUCAGCGACUCAGUAGCCUCUUGCAGUGUGCCCUCUGAUGAAACAUGCUUUCUUGCUGGUGAUGACCGUGUGAACCAGAACCCACUCGUGGCCUUGGAGACAAUUUUGUUUGUGCGAGAACACAACCGAGUGGCUGACCAGUUGUCUGCUGUGAACCCACACUGGGAUGAUGAGAGACUGUACCAAGAGGCUCGGAGGAUUGUUAUUGCUGAGUAUCAACACAUAGCUUACACGGAUUUCCUGCCACGGUUAAUAAGUGAGGACUGGUUGGCAAAAUAUAAUAUCACGUCAAGGGAAACAGGCUUCAGUUAUUGUUACAAUGCCUCUACAAAUCCAGCUACACUUACAGAAUUUACAGAAGCAGUUUACCGAAUGUUCCAUGGAAUCGUUCAAGGUAACAUGCGGCUGUACAAAGGUAUAGGAUGUCCAUUUAGAAGUCGAAAAAUUACUAACUGGUUGGAUAGGCCAGAAAUAAUCACUCAGGGUGAUCAUUUGGAUCAGAUAGCCCUUGGUAUGGCACAACAACCUACUGCAAAGGAUGAUAAAUACACAGACUAUGAGCUUGACAGGAACCUAUUCAAAGGAGAUGGGGAAUAUGGCCAAGAUCUCUUUACAUUUGAUAUAUUAAGAGGAAGAGAUUCUGGCUUGGGAAGCUACAACGAUUAUCGGGAAUUAAUCGGGCUACCCCGAGCUGAGAAAUUUGAAGACUUCAGUGAUCUUAUGCCGUACGAGGAUGCCACAGCUUUGGGACACUUUUAUGAGCAUCCUGAUGAUGUUGACCUCAUCAUGGUGAUGUUGGACAAGAGGAAUGAAAAUACACUGAAUGUAAGGGAAACUAUACUUGUGGAGCAAUUCAAACGCUGGAAAUGUGGAGACCGAUUUUUCUACGAUUAUGGCGGAUCUCCUUACCCGUUCACAUCAGAUCAGAUCAAUGAAAUAAAAAAGGCAACAAUUUCAAGAAUUGUCUGUGACAACUCUGACCACAUGACAAGAAUACCACACAAUAGUUUCAAAAAAGUUUCCAAUACAAAUAAGGUGGUUGACUGCAAUGAACUACCAGUUGUGGACCUGAGCUUCUGGAAGGAGAACAAAUGACAGCACUCCAGAUCAGUUAUGAAGUUGAUCUUGCUACACUGACUUGUUGGUUGGAAUGUAUAAUAAAUGAUCUUUUGUGAACACAGCAAUAAAGCCUCAAAGUUUUGGCUUGUUCACUUAAAUAGUACUUAUAAUUUAUCAAUA